AUGGACGCAUCUGAAGUAGAGUUUGUUGCGGAGAAAGAAGUGGUUCAAAUCAUACCAAAUUUCAGUCUGGACAAGAUCUAUUUAAUCGGGGGAGAUCUGGGUCCCUUUAACCCUGGACUGCCUGUCAAUGUCCCUGUGUGGUUAGCUCUUAAUCUAAAACAACGUCAAAAAUGCAGAAUUGUGCCCCCGGAGUGGAUGGAUGUUGAUAAACUAGAAGAAAUGCGCGACCUUGAACGUAAAGAGGAAACGUUUACGCCUGUUCCGAGCCCAUACUACAUGGAGUUGACGAAACUACUUCUAAACCAUGCAUCAGACAACAUCCCGAAGGCAGAUGAAAUUCGCACUUUGGUGAAAGAUCUCUGGGAUACACGUAUUGCCAAACUACGACUCUCCGCAGACAGCUUCAUCAAUCAGCAGGAGGCUCAUGCCAAGCUUGACAACCUGACCUUAAUGGAAGUCAAUACCAUCCGAGCAUUUCUUCUUGACUCCUUGAACUGUAUGUAUAAGCUACGCUCCAAUCUUCAGCCUGGCUCCACUAAAGGACAGUCCAAUGACUAUUAA
Knipowitschia caucasica is the source of this 561-nucleotide messenger RNA. NCBI's taxonomy places the organism in Eukaryota, Metazoa, Chordata, Actinopteri, Gobiiformes, Gobiidae. The record is from the annotation of a GenBank genome assembly.